UUUUCCAAUUUCCUUCAAAGCAAAUUAUCUGUGGAAAGUCAAAAUUUUUCAAAUAUUAAAAAAAAAAAUCUCAAAAAUCUAAAAAAUUCAGAUUUAAGUGGCUUUAAUUUAAGCUAUCAUAACAGAAAACCUCCACUCCAAAAAUGGCCUUCAGAAACUUGGUGCAAACGUGUCGCGUUGGUCACUUACUGGCCCAGCCCACAAAAUUGGCCCUGAGAUCGCGAAAACCCUCAUCUGCUCCUCCCAUUAUGACUCAGUGUCGUCACUGUCAGUUGGUAUAUCAGGCUCGGGAAGAUUGUCAAAAGAAACCGGAGGUGAAAUGUGGAAGUCACUUCAAAACGGAACCCUGUGAACAAACGUCCCAGAAGAAGGAGAAGAAGAAAAACACGACUAAGGCCGCAAUAAAACAACAAAAUCCCCCAGCCAAGGAACCACAAAUCACAGCGAAGAGACCCGACAUAUGCUGUGCAAAUCCCUGCAAGGAUGCCUUGCCACGUUUCGAUUGGCUCUACUAUCGGCGUUCGGAUAAGCUGAGCAAAGAGUAUCAGCAAACCUGGGCCGAAUGUCCAGAAUUGGUGAAGCAGUCAAAAGUGGUUUGUUGCUACGAUAAAAUCGUGUAUCCCCAAAUGAAGAAACGUCCACGCCAGGAGCGUCCCCAAACGGCGUGCACGCCACCAACUUGUAGCAAUACCAAGACCACCUGUCCCCGUUUCCAUAUGCCACGUUGUGGUAAAGUGCGUCGGCCACCCAAGUGCCAUGUUAAUCGGGAGCCCAAGGACUGUACGAAACGUAAAGCCCCCUUUCCGGCAUUUUCGGAGUGCAGGCGGGAUAUCCCAAAGCCUUUACAUCCCAUUGAGUGUAAAUGCUUGGCCCUGCCGACCAUGUGUGAGGUGUGGGCCCACUAUAAUCGCAUGAGGGCCAUCAAGGCGGGCAGGAGGUGUUAGGGGGAAAGGGGCAGUUGGUUGUUUGGAAGGCAGAUACAUUUGGAGGAGGGAAAUUAAAAAAAAAUUAAAUAUAAAUGUGGAAAUGUUCGUGUAGUAUUAAUUAUUUAGUAAUAAAAAAUAUUAAUAAAAAAAUAAAUAAAUAAAAAAAAAUAAUUAAAAAUUACCGAAUGAA
Musca domestica (house fly) is the source of this 1116-nucleotide messenger RNA. RefSeq lists its product as uncharacterized. The coding region runs from base 144 to 944 and encodes 266 amino acids. NCBI's taxonomy places the organism in Eukaryota, Metazoa, Arthropoda, Insecta, Diptera, Muscidae. The transcript has a single exon. The record is from RefSeq and is a predicted model, not a curated record.